CUUAUAUCUAGGGGCUGGCAGUAUGCAGAGUGGCAGAGCGCUUAGAGUGCUUAUUUAACAUGUGCAAAGCACUGGAUUCCGUCCUCAGCACGGGAAAAAAACAACAAAACACCAUCAUCACAUAUUUAACACUCUUGGGAUGUGGUAAUGCCUGCAAGACUUCUCAGAGCCCUGGCCAGAUACCACAGUAUAUUAUCAAAAGUACAUCAGAGCCGAAGACCUGUUCAUCUCACAUUAAAACCACUCAAGGAAUUUGAGGAUACAACAUGCAGCAACACCCUGAAAAUACAUCAAAACUUGGAUUCAUUCUUUCCUGCUGCAGCAGCUGGUGGUUUGAAUAAGCCUCAGUUCCUGGAAAUGAACUGGAAAAUACCAGAUACAGCAAAACUCUCUCCAUUAAAUACUGUACACGGCCAGGAUGAGAGAGCUUAUCUUCCAUCCUUGAAAUCGUUUCCUGCUCACAGGAAGGUGACCCACAAACCAAAUCUAUUGGGUUCUAAGUGGUUUAUAAAAAUAUUAAAGAGGCAUUGUUCAUCUGUGUCAACUGAAACAGUUGUUCCAAAACAAGACUUUCCACAGAUCAAGAGACCACUGAAAGCAUCCAGGACCAGGCAGCCGUCCAGGACCAACCUUCCGGAUCUCUCUGUGAGCGAGAACCUGAUGCACUGCACAGCAUUUGCCACAGCAGACGAGUACCAUCUGGGAAAUCUGUCUCAGGAUCUGACCGCCCGUGGAUACAUUGAAGUAACAAGCUUGCCUAGAGAUGCAGCAAAUAUUUUGGUAAUGGGUGUGGAAAAUUCUGCAAAAGAAGGUGAUCCUGGAACAAUAUUCUUCUUCAGGGAAGGAGCUGCUGUGUUUUGGAAUGUAAAAGACAAAACUAUGAAGCAUGUAAUGCAAGUUCUAGAGAAACAUGAAAUUCAGCCUUAUGAGAUUGCAUUGGUACAUUGGGAAAAUGAAGAGCUUAACUACAUAAAAAUAGAGGGCCAGUCUAAACUUCACAGAGGGGAAAUCAAUUUAAAUUCGGAGCUGGAUCUAGAUGAUGCCAUUCUAGAGAAAUUUGCUUUCUCCAAUGCUCUUUGUCUUUCAGUGAAAUUGGCUAUUUGGGAAGUGACACUGGAUAAAUUUAUUGAGUCUAUUCAAUCUAUUCCAGAGGCUUUAAAAGCUGGGAAGAAAGUGAAACUGUCUCAUAAAGAAGUUAUGCAGAAAAUGGGUGAGCUCUUUGCCCUAAGGCACCGUAUAAACUUGAGUUCAGACUUCUUGAUCACUCCUGAUUUCUACUGGGACAGAGAAAACCUGGAAGAACUUUAUGAUAAAACUUGUCAGUUUCUAAGUAUUACUCGAAGAGUUAAGGUCAUGAAUGAAAAACUUCAGCACUGCAUGGAACUAACAGAUCUAAUGCGGAAUCAUCUGAAUGAGAAGAGGGCACUGCGCUUGGAGUGGAUGAUCGUCAUCCUCAUCACCAUUGAGGUAAUGUUUGAGCUGGGACGAGUAUUUUUCUGAUCCUGUGAUAACCAAAGCCACUGCAAGAGAUAUUCAAGUUCUACAAUCAAAAAUGAAUGUUCACUAUUGGGUGAUCUCUUACUUAAUAGGUAUUUAAUUAUUUCAAAUCAAGAAAUGGUUACAAUGGUUGUCUUCAGCUCCUAAAUAUAUUAUUGUUUGAAUAAAAAUCAGGAAGAGUACAGUGUUUGAGUCUG
Sciurus carolinensis (gray squirrel) is the source of this 1694-nucleotide messenger RNA. RefSeq names its product required for meiotic nuclear division 1 homolog (gene Rmnd1). The coding region runs from base 148 to 1500 and encodes 450 amino acids. Gene Ontology annotation, biological process: positive regulation of mitochondrial translation. NCBI's taxonomy places the organism in Eukaryota, Metazoa, Chordata, Mammalia, Rodentia, Sciuridae. The transcript is spliced from 12 exons. The record is from RefSeq and is a predicted model, not a curated record.